Messenger RNA from Aspergillus mulundensis, 1101 nucleotides. RefSeq names its product actin ACT1 (gene act1). The transcript is spliced from 2 exons. NCBI's taxonomy places the organism in Eukaryota, Fungi, Ascomycota, Eurotiomycetes, Eurotiales, Aspergillaceae. The coding region runs from base 1 to 1101 and encodes 366 amino acids. The record is from RefSeq and is a predicted model, not a curated record.
AUGUCGCAAAGCCUCCAUUGUCGGUCGUCCCCGUCACCAUGGGUAAAUCUCUCCGAGUAUUCCCCAUUUAUCAGCCCGGCGGUGACCACUGACGCUCGAAACAGUAUCAUGAUUGGUAUGGGUCAGAAGGACUCGUACGUUGGUGAUGAGGCACAGUCCAAGCGUGGUAUCCUCACGCUCAGAUACCCCAUUGAGCACGGUGUCGUGACAAACUGGGAUGACAUGGAGAAGAUCUGGCACCACACAUUCUACAACGAGCUCCGUGUCGCUCCCGAGGAGCACCCGGUUCUCUUGACCGAAGCCCCCAUUAACCCCAAGUCCAACCGUGAGAAGAUGACCCAGAUCGUCUUCGAGACCUUCAACGCUCCCGCCUUCUACGUCUCUAUCCAGGCCGUUCUGUCUCUGUACGCUUCCGGUCGUACCACUGGUAUCGUUCUUGACUCUGGUGACGGUGUUACUCACGUCGUUCCCAUCUACGAGGGUUUCGCUCUUCCCCACGCCAUAUCCCGUGUCGACAUGGCUGGUCGUGACCUGACGGACUACCUGAUGAAGAUCUUGGCCGAGCGCGGAUACACCUUCUCCACUACCGCUGAGCGUGAAAUUGUCCGUGACAUUAAGGAGAAGCUUUGCUACGUCGCCCUCGACUUUGAGCAGGAGAUCCAGACCGCUUCUCAGAGCUCCAGCCUCGAGAAGUCCUACGAGCUGCCCGAUGGACAGGUCAUCACCAUUGGCAACGAGCGCUUCCGUGCUCCUGAAGCUCUCUUCCAGCCUAGCGUCCUUGGUCUGGAAAGCGGUGGUAUCCACGUCACCACUUUCAACUCCAUCAUGAAGUGCGAUGUCGACGUCCGUAAGGAUCUGUACGGCAACAUCUCUGGUGGUACCACCAUGUACCCCGGUAUUUCCGACCGUAUGCAGAAGGAAAUCACUGCCCUCGCGCCCUCGUCCAUGAAGGUCAAGAUCAUCGCUCCUCCUGAGCGUAAAUACUCCGUCUGGAUCGGUGGUUCCAUCUUGGCCUCCCUGUCUACCUUCCAACAGAUGUGGAUUUCCAAGCAGGAGUACGAUGAGAGCGGUCCUUCGAUCGUGCACCGCAAGUGCUUCUAA